Messenger RNA from Clonostachys solani, 597 nucleotides. Lineage: Eukaryota; Fungi; Ascomycota; Sordariomycetes; Hypocreales; Bionectriaceae. The record is from the annotation of a GenBank genome assembly.
AUGAGAGGACUUUCCCUCCAUUCCUGUGCAGUUUUUGCAAUCUCUUUGCUCCCAUUUGUUUCGACCGUUGGGCCUCGCGCAGUAGAUGCCAAGCAAGUGAUACUUGCUGAUUUCGAUGCAAUCUACAACCUCACACAACAGGCCAUCGACUUCCAGACGUAUGGCUACGAUCGCUUUCGCGCCAAUGGGGACUGCGUCAAAACGCUCAUUGAUUUGGGAAAGAAAGUCGUGCAGAUCAACAAGACCAAGCCCCCAGUCACGCCUCUCAAUGACAACGACCAGAAUCAAGUCUGCGAUACCUUCAGUGGCCGGCGAUACACCAUUCACCAGGGCAGGCUGAUGAAUGCACUCCAAGAUGGAAUAUUCCAGGGAACAAAGGCCAGCUUUGCCGGCUAUUAUGGUGCUCUGGUUCGAAGGUUUAUUCCAAUAUUCUCGGAGUUCGAGGAUUGGGUGAUCAAGACUAUUCCCAACUGCAAGGUCAGAGCUUUGACUGAUAAACAAGUUCUUCUCAUUUUUCGGGAGGACGCAGCGACCACUAUUGAACUGAGUCGAGGCUACAGCAACGCGCAGGGAGAUCAGAUUCCCGAUUUCGGUUGA